Molecule: messenger RNA, 3323 nt
Organism: Gavialis gangeticus (Gharial)
Lineage: Eukaryota; Metazoa; Chordata; Crocodylia; Gavialidae
Gene: SRSF11
Product: serine and arginine rich splicing factor 11
Exons: 13
Coding region: 126-1505 (459 amino acids)
Biological process (GO): RNA splicing
Cellular component (GO): nucleoplasm
Molecular function (GO): RNA binding
Source: RefSeq, a predicted model, not a curated record
UCGCGCAGGAUGUGAGCCUGCGCAGGACUAGCGGGGCUGCGUCUCGCGCCUGCGCAGAGCGCGGCCGCGGGGGCUUGUGGGAUACUGCGGCCCAGGCAGGCUGCGCUGGAGCGGGCGGCAGCGCGAUGGCUUCGAGCAGCGGCACCGACGUGAUCCAGGUCACCAACGUCUCCCCUAGCGCCAGCUCCGAGCAGAUGCGGACGCUCUUCGGCUUCUUGGGCAAGAUCGAGGAGCUUCGCCUCUUCCCCCCCGAUGAUUCUCCUUUGCCUGUCUCAUCACGUGUCUGUUUUGUAAAGUUCCAUGAUCCUGACUCGGCAGUUGUGGCCCAGCAUCUGACAAACACUGUAUUCGUUGACAGAGCGUUGAUAGUCGUACCAUAUGCAGAAGGAGUUAUUCCUGAUGAGACUAAGGCUUUGUCUCUCUUGGCACCAGCUAAUGCUGUGGCAGGUCUGCUGCCUGGAGGUGGACUCCUGCCUACUCCCAACCCACUUUCUCAGAUUGGUGCUGUUCCUUUAGCUGCUUUGGGAGCUCCUGCUCUUGAUCCUGCCCUAGCUGCACUUGGUCUUCCUGGAGCAAACUUAAACUCUCAGUCUCUUGCAGCAGAUCAGCUACUAAAACUCAUGAGCACAGUGGAUCCAAAGUUGAACCAUGUAGCUGCAGGUCUUGUCUCACCAAGCCUGAAAUCAGAUACCUCCAGUAAAGAAAUAGAGGAAGCUAUGAAAAGAGUACGUGAAGCACAGUCACUCAUUUCUGCUGCUAUAGAGCCAGAUAAAAAAGAUGAAAAACGAAGGCAUUCAAGAUCACGAUCACGAUCGCGGAGGAGGAGAACUCCUUCUUCUUCUAGACACAGACGAUCAAGAAGCCGAUCGAGGAGGAGGUCCCAUUCAAAGUCAAGAAGCAGGCGGCGAUCUAAAAGUCCAAGGCGGAGGAGGUCUCAUUCGAGAGAGAGAAGCAGAAAAUCUAGGAGCACAUCCAAAACCAGGGAUAAAAAGAAGGAAGAGAAAGAAAAGAAACGUUCUAAAACUCCACCAAAAAGUUACAGCACAACAAGACGAUCUAGAAGCACAAGCAGAGAAAGACGGCGCAGAAGAAGCAGGAGUGGAACAAGGUCGCCUAAAAAGCCAAGGUCCCCUAAAAGAAAACCGUCCCGAUCUCCAUCUCCAAGAAGACAUAAAAAGGAAAAGAAGAAGGAUAAAGAAAAAGAGAGAAGCCGAGAUGAGAGAGAACGGUCAACAAGCAAGAAAAAAAAAAGCAAAGACAAAGAGAAGGAUCGAGAAAGAAAGUCUGAGAGUGACAAAGAUGUAAAGCAGGUUACAAGGGAUUAUGAUGAAGAAGAACAAGGAUAUGACAGCGAGAAAGAAAAAAAAGAGGAAAAAAAAGUGGCAGAAUCUGCUUCCCCCAAAAUCAAAGAGUCUCCAGUGGAUAAAGGAAGUGGAGAUGGAACAAGAGAAUCCAAAGUAAAUGGGGAUGAUCAUCAUGAAGAGGACAUGGAUAUGAGUGACUGAAUGUUGCCUUUGCUGUGAAUGCAGCUGCAGACGUGCAUCAGUGUCAUUCCUGUGUGAUUCUUUUAUGCUGUACUACUUGUUUAAUCCUAAAUUUAGAUGUAUACAGCUCUAAACUAUUAAUGGUUGUAAAGCUCCUGAUAUUAAUUUACAUCAAAAGCUUUAUAGAAAGUGGUCCAUGGGUAACCAUUCUUGUAUGGCCAAAUGGGAUUGGGUAGCCAAGUGGUUCUUACUAACUUGGUACUGUUUCAGGCAAAAGUGAAAAGCUGCAUGCAUCUACAGCAGGCAUGGAUUUUUUUAUGUUGUAUGAUCUCCUUUAGUAAAUCAGCUCACUUAUGAUAGUGUUUCUAGAGUUUGAUUAAUUGCAGUAAUAGAGCAGUAUAGGGAAUGCACUGACUGCAUGUUAAUUGUGGCAGAAACAUCCUAAAUGUUCUAAAAAUCCUACGAUAUAUGAUGGAUCUACUAAAGGUCUUAAGUGUGACUACACAAAAAAGAUUGUUACAUCUGGAAAUAAGCAUUCUGAUCUAGGUAGAUGAUCUUUUUUGGCCAUUUGGCUGAACGUUUUUUGUGGGUUUUGUUUGGCUUUGACAAGGUUAAAAUGCACUAACCUUUUUGAUGGCUUUUUUACCCAAACCCAUCGUGGGCAGUGAAGAGUAGCAUACUUCAGUGGUUCCUAACUUUUCCUUCUCUUAAGCUGGGGAAGGUAAAAUUUCCUGAUGUAGGAAUGCAGAAUCUCCACCUGCCUAGUGUCCAGUCAUUAGAGGUUGCUUUGUGCAAUUUUCAUAACCCAGUUUUUUACUUUAGGUUUUACUUGUUCAUGAGCUAAACACAUGCAGAAAGGUAGUGCAUUUUAAAAUUGACCUUUGUAUGCUUUUAAAAGCAAGUCUACUUGAUAAUGUACUUUUUACUUGAUCUCAAGUUGUAUAAACUAAUGAAUUUUGUGUUUACUGUCACUGCAGUAGUAAUCUUAUGCACACAGUGAUUCCAUGUUAUGCAAAGUAGUUAGGCAAGCUGUUUUCUUAGUUACAGAAGUUUUUGGAGCUAUUACUUUUGUGCAGGUAAAAACAAAAGUAGGCUACAGUCUGUGCCAUGUUGAUGUACAGUUUCUGAAAUUGUUUUACAAGACUUUGAUAAUAAAAUCCUGAAACUUAUGCUCAUGUUCCUGUAAAACUGUACUUGUAUUUAUUUACACCACUGAAUGUAUGAAAUUACCUCAUUUAUUGAGUUGACCUUUCCCCCUCGCUCACCUAUUUCAACGGGAUCGUAGUUUAAAGUCAUUCCUUAUAACUAGUGUACAAGCAGUGAAGAAAACUGUUAAACCUAUUUCAAUGCAGCAUGUAUCUUAUUUUAUUUUACCUUAAUUGUGGAUGAAGGGAAUACGCCCAGAUGGGACCCUAGAGUAUCAUAGGAUAAGUACUUAAAAUAUGUAUUUGUAAAAAAAUUGUAUUUUCAUUGAAAUAUAAACAUUUUCAUCUUUUAUCUUCUCCAGAAUGGUAAUGGAAGACUAGCAGAAACAGUAAGGAGAGGAAAGCUUUGAGUAUCUGCUAUACAACUCUAAAAGCUAACGUAUUAAAGAGUUUGAUGUGAUGCAACAACUUGCUGAUUUUAAAUGAGUAGGUUUUCUAAGUGAAACUAAAACCUGGUGCUUGUAAUUUGAGUCUAAGUCUAACCACAAUUGUUUUUAAACUCUCAUUUUCCUGCAGGAAUUUUGAAGUGGGAAUUGCCAUUUAGAUAUGCAGUGUCAUUUUUAGAAUUUGUAGAAAUGUAACUUUUUAAAAACUGUUUUCAGUAUUUUCUCAAUACAGAGAGGUCUAUGUCAUA